AUGCCGUGUGCAAGCAAAGUGAAUGCCUAUUAUUCACAUUACAACAAAUCCAAAAUUAGACGGCGAUGUAAUGAAGAACUCCGUUUUGUUCCGUAUAUGGUCUAUAAAAGCGGUCCUGCAGAGAUCAGAAACUCACAAAUCAACUUUAUAGUGAAGAGAAACGAAUUGCAGUCUAUCCGUUCGAGCUACAGGUAAGAGGAAAACGAAAAAAUUCUAACAGAAGAAAAAACUGCAACAAAAAAUACCUACCUUUAUCGAAAGCAGACGUUAGAAGAACGCAGAGACUGAUUCUAUUCAUCGACAUGGAAAAAAGCAUCACAAUGAAGGUAUGUGUGGGUUGAUUAUGAAUAAAUGAUGACCAGUAUAUCCUGAUCUUUCGGGAAUAAUACUUUUCUGAAAACUUAGAUCAAGAAAAACCACUAAUUAUUGAGCUAAAUAGGUUUAAAUCGACCAUUUUUUUGUUCAAAUCUCGCACAAAACUAAGAUACUUUAAUAGUAAUUUGCUCUGAAUAUAAUGAGUUUUGAGGUAAUCGCCCACGGCUAUUAGGCGAAAACAUCCUUUGAACUUGAAGCUUGCACCAGAUAGAUUAAAAGCUUUCAUGUAAAUGAUAACUUUCCACGAUGAAGGACAUUUUGUGGUUUAAGACUUAACGGUAGUAUUCUAAAAUCGUGACAAACUGACACAGAAAUAGAAACACUUUUUCUUAGUGGGUAUAACUGUUACGUCCUUUGAGAAUGAGAGUCAGUUUUUUGUUUUGCUCCAGCUCUGAGUUUCCUGUGCCUGGGGUGUUAUCUCCUGAAUCUUUCUCUCCUUGAAGUAGUUUUUGCUUCAGAUUCUUUAAUAAACGUAUUUUACUGAAUUUUGAGAAAAGUUGAAAGUACGAAAAUUAAACAUAUUAACCAAACUUAAAACUUUAUAUAUUUUUUUCCAGUUUGCAGUAUACUUUUUUAUACAAAGUUGGCUUUUCAGUGAAGUUCUGCUUAGCCCUGUUAAGACAGGUCAGCAACCAGACGGUGGGCAUCCUCGCACAGCCGAUACAGCGACCAAUACGUUAUCGAUGGAGUUACUCAAAAAGAAAACAUCAACGUUUGAAGGAUACGACAACACUAACCGUACAAACAUCCGGGACAUUUUAUACCGCCUCAGAGUCAGACGUUCGCAACCUUGCUUGGAGAGAGUACAUUAUAAAUUCAACAGGUGUCUUGGGAGAUACCAAUCCGAAGUUAGCUGUAAGUCAAGCCAUAUUGGAUGUGCUUUACAUCGGGUUCCACCAAAAUGCAAACGAAAUUAUUCAGUGAUGUUCGGAAAAAACAAUGCCUCUUGUUUGGUAGCAACGAGUUGCUCCUGCGCAUGA
Molecule: messenger RNA, 1355 nt
Organism: Porites lobata
Lineage: Eukaryota; Metazoa; Cnidaria; Anthozoa; Scleractinia; Poritidae
Source: the annotation of a GenBank genome assembly